AUCAGGAAAAGAGGAAGAGUUGGUAGGAAAAUCAAAGAAGAAGAGGCUAAGCCUAGUAUUCCCGAUGAUGUUAAGAGUCCCGAGAUUAUUCAAUCCGUGACUAGUCCAGAAGAUGAGGAGGAUCUCACGGUUGAUGAUUUAUUAAGCUUUGCUCAAGAGUACGUCAAAGGUGAGGAAGAAGACCAGGCAUUGUCAACAUCUGAAUCAAUGGUGGUUGAUGUUAAUGAUGGAUCAAACAUGAAAGCCUCUCAAGGAGAAACAAAUGGAACCAGAGAUCCAACAUCAGAUGACAUGAUCAGUUUGCUAUUGGGUCCUUUUUUCAAUACUCGAAAAUAAUUAGAACUUGGAUUGAAUUAGAGAACUGUGUACAUGUUUAUUCUUUUUGAGAUUUUGGUUUAAUUUUCCGGUAUAUAUGAUAAAGGUUCCAUUUGUUUU
This is a messenger RNA of Brassica oleracea var. oleracea, 435 nucleotides long. RefSeq lists its product as uncharacterized. Lineage: Eukaryota; Viridiplantae; Streptophyta; Magnoliopsida; Brassicales; Brassicaceae. The record is from RefSeq and is a predicted model, not a curated record.